Molecule: messenger RNA, 1922 nt
Organism: Diachasmimorpha longicaudata
Lineage: Eukaryota; Metazoa; Arthropoda; Insecta; Hymenoptera; Braconidae
Product: receptor-type tyrosine-protein phosphatase F-like
Exons: 6
Coding region: 104-1831 (575 amino acids)
Biological process (GO): cell-cell adhesion
Molecular function (GO): protein binding
Source: RefSeq, a predicted model, not a curated record
AGGUUUAACACGUACAUCAAGAUUACGUAUGCAAUAUAACCCAUGACAUUUUUCAAAAAUAAAUCAGUGCCAACGAACACGUCUGAAAUUAAACGUCAGGGUAAUGGAACUGAAAAUGCAUAGACUCAUCAUUUUAGCUGCUGUUAGCGUAGCAAUUGAAGCCUCUUUCCUGCCCACUUGUGAUGCGGGGAUGUCCGAUAAGCUCGUGAUGGAAUCACCACGACAGAAAAUUCCUGACACCCCCCUCUUCAUCGUAACCCCGAUCUCUACGAGUUCAGUAUUUGCGUUCUGGAGCGUAUCACCAGAAGACUAUAAUCAAGCAAUGACAUACACUAUUCAAUAUUACCCCAUAACGAACCGACUAUUGGAUCAGGGGGAGGCCCUGCAGGACUUUAAAAACAUAACAUUUAUAUCAACGAAUUCGGUUGAACAGGAGAGUGCAGUUAUCGACGACUUAAUGAAAGGAACUGAAUACCGCUUUCGCAUACUGGCAUCAAAUCAAGUAGGCAGUAGUCAGCCAAGUGAUAUGGUGCGUGUGCUGACUGAGAUAGACCCACCACCACAGGUGGAGGAUGUUAAAGUACUCCCUUCAGGAUUUAGGGAGUGGGAGGUCACAUGGCGCCUACCAUCUGACUACUUGUGGCCGGACCAAAUUCUUGGAUAUCAAAUACUACCCCAGACAAGUCCCAUCGACGACAUUCACCCUUUUCCGAUUGUCAGACACAUAUCUCAUAGCACAAAGUACACUUUGACGGGGCUAGCACCCUCUACGCUGUAUACAAUUUCAAUAGCCGCAUACAAUAGUGCGGGUUUAGGACCAUCCACCUUUCCCAUAUCGCUGAACACUACCCAACUUGAACCUCCUGUCGCCCCCAUCAACUUCGCAGUAAUUCCGCUCUCUUCAAGAACUGUACAGGCAUUGUGGGAGAUACCUUUCGGAAAGGAUAAAAAAAUACGGAACUCCACUAUUCAAUACUACCCCGUAUACGAUGAUCUAGAUCCAGAGUGGCGAUCUUCCCAGGCCGAACAAUUAACAGUGGCCCACGAUUCGGAGCCGAGUCAUGAGAAGAUAAACAUCAUCGGACUUCAGCCAGGAACAUCAUAUCGGUUUCGCAUGUUUGUGACAAAUGAUGCAGGCAGUAGCCCGCCAAGUAAUAUGGUGGUAGUGAUGACUGACAUGGAGCUACCGACAGAGACACCUCAGAAUAUUCAGGUUCGCCCUGCAGGGUUUGGGGAGCUGAAGAUCACGUGGGACCCACUACUUGAGAGAAUGGGUGUCCAUGAAAUCCUUGGAUAUCGGAUACUAUGGAAGAAAGUCACAUCCAAUAGAUUUUCCCAAGAUGAUAAAAUCGAGACAUCCAGUAGGGGCGAGUACAUUUUAGCAGGGCUCGAAAGCUCUACGACCUAUGAGAUUGUGAUAGCUGCAUAUAACGAUGCGGGUGUAGGACCCUUCAGCUUUCGUACGCGGGGAACGACUCGGAAAAGUGAAGAGUCGGACAAUCCUUUAAACAUUUAUGUCCAACCACCACGGCACUUCGUUGUUGGUGACUCAGUUAAAUUGCAUUGUAGACUGAACACCACUCAGAUCGAAUCCACCGAUCCGAUCGUAUUUGUGUGGUGGCUGUACAAGGACAAUGGAGAGGCCUUAGAACUUUCGGAAAACAGAAACAACCCAUCGUUGCCAAUUUACAUCACACGAGUUGCUCCGGAUGCAAGCACACUGACGAUUACUAACUUCCAGCCGUCAGAUGCACGAGAUUAUAUAUGUCUCGCAAUGCUGUCGGAGGAAAAAUUCUACAAAAAAGAGGUUGGAUUACAACACCCACUUUAAAUUUUUAUUCUUAUCAAUAAUUACAGAAUUAAUCUUAGAACAUCACCCUUGUUUCAAUUACAAUGAAAAUAAAAUAAUGAUUUAAAUGAGA